UUUGCCACUAUACCAUAUUCCAAACUUCAAUUACUCUCUUCCCAACAAAGCUCUCUAUUCCAGAGGCGGAACCUUUUCGCUUUCCCACCGGAAUCUGUGCUGGCAACGCAACCACAAGCCGUCUAUUCGGUCCAGCUGGUUGCCAGCGCAUCUAUCAUUGCUCUCGGCCAUGAAAGACGACGUAGAGCUCCGCGAACAACCGCCGCUGCCUUCUCUCCAUCUGCGGGAUCUCAAGGUAAUCUCCGCCCUCGGACGCGGCGCCAAGGGCGUCGUGUUCUUAGUUCAGACACAAGGCGGGGAAUUGCUAGCUCUCAAAGCCAUUUCGCGAGCUUCCGUCGAGAAGAAGAAGGCUGGCAACGAUGGAAGUGAGUACAAGAGAAUUUGGUUCGAACGAGACGUUUUGAGGUCGUUUCAGCAUCCGCUUUUGCCUAAACUCCGCGGAGUCGUUUCCACGGAGAAGAUUGUUGGUUAUAUCAUUGAUUACUGCGCCGGAGGCGAUCUCAAUGCGCUCAGAAAGAAACAAACGGAGAAAAUGUUCUCUGAUGACAUUAUCCGAUUUUACGCUGCGGAAUUGGUGCUUGCAUUAGAGUAUCUUCACGGACUAGGGAUAGUUUAUAGAGAUUUGAAGCCAGAAAAUGUGAUGAUUCAAGAGAACGGACACCUAAUGCUGAUCGAUUUUGAUCUCUCCACAAAACUUUCCCCAAAAUCUCCAGAAAUUCAUCAUCAACGUCCAGAAUCACGCAAUCAAUCACGUCCGAAGCCUAAGAACACGAAGAAGUUUCCUUCAUUCUACAUGUUCUGUAACUCUGGAAUUUCGCCGGAGGACUUGGUCCAUCCAGCCGUUCAGCGUACUAUUUCCAGAUCUGACUCAGUAGAGAAGACAAACUCAUUCGUCGGAACCGAAGAAUACGUGGCGCCGGAGGUCAUAAUCGGCGAAGGCCACGAUUUCUCGGUAGACUGGUGGUGCUUAGGCGUUAUGUUAUACGAGAUGCUGUACGGAACAACGCCGUUCAAAGGCUCGAAUCGUAAGGAAACAUUUUACCGGAUAAUAUCUAAGCCGCCGGACCUCGUCGGAGAGCCGACGGCGUUGAGAGACCUAAUCGGGAAGCUGCUCGAAAAGGACCCGCGCCAGAGGAUCUCCGCGGAGGAAAUCAAGGGCCACAAAUUUUUCAGAGGCGUUGAUUGGGACUCGAUCACGCAAAUGCCGAGACCACCAUAUAUUCCUGUAGCAAUAGCGGAUACGGAAGGGAAUAAGGAAAUUGAGGUGGAGUCAUUCGUAGAGGGAGUAUUCAAGGUAGAGCAAACGAAUCCUGCAGAAACCGACACCGUUUCAAAAGUUAAAGGUAUUGAGGAGAAGAAGAACACGAACAAAGGGGUGUGGCUUGAUGGCUUGAAUCAUCCCACCCAACAUGAGCAUUUUUUGGUAUUUUAACAAAUUUUGUAGAUAUAUUUUUUAUUAUUCAUUAUUAAAAUCAUUAUAUGAGUUUUAGGUACAAUCUACAUAGCUUAAUUCUUUGUAUGUAAUAGCAAGCAAUAAUGUGGUUAGAUGCCACAAGUUUUGGAAAAAAGUUGUGAUUUAGAUCAA
This is a messenger RNA of Ipomoea nil (Japanese morning glory), 1585 nucleotides long. RefSeq names its product serine/threonine-protein kinase OXI1-like. The transcript is spliced from 2 exons. Bases 170 to 1432 code for a protein of 420 amino acids. Gene Ontology annotation, cellular component: cytoplasm; nucleus; plasma membrane. The record is from RefSeq and is a predicted model, not a curated record. Gene Ontology annotation, molecular function: protein serine/threonine kinase activity; ATP binding. Gene Ontology annotation, biological process: protein phosphorylation. NCBI's taxonomy places the organism in Eukaryota, Viridiplantae, Streptophyta, Magnoliopsida, Solanales, Convolvulaceae.